AUGGCUGCAGCUGAAACGGUCCUGCCCUCCAUCAGUACACUGACCAACCUGGGCCAGUUCCUGGACACCCAGGAGGACUUCCUCAAGGUGGGCCAGCAUGGGGCAGGUACCUUGGUGCUUACCACUCAAGUAGUGCGCUCCCUCCCGCAGUGGUGCCGCCUCGACGAGACUCAGGAUUUGGGCCCGGGGCCCCCCAAUCCUACGGGGCCAUCCCUUCACAUGAGUCUGAAAACGGAGGACCCUCCCGGAGAAGAAGAGGAUGAUGAGAGGGACAUGAUCUGUGCCUGGGAUCCGGAUCUUUUCCUUACAAACUUUCCAGGUCUCGAGCCGCCCAGCACUCCCCGGACCUGUGCUCUGACGCCCAUCGGGGGCCCAGUGGCACAGUUCGCGCAGACCGAGUCUCUGGGCGCUUAUGCGGGUGGCCCAGGGAUGGUGACGGGGCCUUUAGGGUCUGAGGAGCAUCCGAGUUGGGCGCACCCCGCCCCACGAGUCCCAGCCCCUGAGCCCUUCGUGGCCCCUGCUAUGGCCCCAGGACCCGCGCCCAAGGCGCAGCCGGUCUUCUCCGAUUCUCGAGCGGUCUCAACAGGAGGCUUCUUCCCGCGGGCUGGGCUUACGGUGCCCGCAGCUCCCGGUGCCCCCUACGGGCUGCUGUCGGGGUACUCCGCGCUGUACCCCGCACCACAGUACCAAGGGCAUUUCCAGCUCUUUCGCGGGCUCGCGGCGCCUUCUGCUGGUCCCGCAGCGCCACCUUCUUUUCUGAAUUGUCUGGGACCCGCUGUAGUGGGCACCGAACUCGGGACCACCGUGCUCCCGGGAGACGCAGGCUUGUCCCCGGGAGCCGCGCCACCCAAGCGCAGCCGGCGAACUUUGGCACGAAAGAGGCAGGCAGCACACACCUGUGAGCACCCUGGCUGCGGAAAGAGCUACACUAAGAGCUCGCACCUGAAGGCGCACCUGCGCACGCACACCGGAGAGAAGCCCUACGCCUGCUCCUGGGAUGGCUGCGGCUGGAGAUUCGCUCGCUCUGACGAACUGACUCGCCACUACCGGAAGCACACUGGACAUCGCCCCUUCUGCUGUGGACUCUGCCCACGUGCUUUUUCACGCUCUGACCACCUAGCUUUGCACAUGAAGCGUCACCUCUGAGUGAUUCUGCACCGGGACUGGGGAUGAACUGAUUGCAUGCAAGGAUGGGCCAUCAUCGGACUCACGGCCUUACAGGCCUACCC
Messenger RNA from Acomys russatus (golden spiny mouse), 1229 nucleotides. It is a transcript of the gene Klf1, whose product is annotated as KLF transcription factor 1. Gene Ontology annotation, biological process: regulation of transcription by RNA polymerase II. The record is from RefSeq and is a predicted model, not a curated record. Gene Ontology annotation, molecular function: DNA-binding transcription factor activity, RNA polymerase II-specific; RNA polymerase II cis-regulatory region sequence-specific DNA binding. The transcript is spliced from 3 exons. The coding region runs from base 1 to 1146 and encodes 381 amino acids. NCBI's taxonomy places the organism in Eukaryota, Metazoa, Chordata, Mammalia, Rodentia, Muridae.